Molecule: messenger RNA, 1442 nt
Organism: Brachypodium distachyon (stiff brome)
Lineage: Eukaryota; Viridiplantae; Streptophyta; Magnoliopsida; Poales; Poaceae
Product: endonuclease V
Exons: 8
Coding region: 247-1059 (270 amino acids)
Biological process (GO): DNA repair
Cellular component (GO): cytoplasm; nucleolus
Molecular function (GO): RNA endonuclease activity producing 5'-phosphomonoesters, hydrolytic mechanism; single-stranded RNA binding
Source: RefSeq, a predicted model, not a curated record
UAUCACGGCCAUUCACCAUUACCAGCCCAAAGGCCCAAUAAAAACAAGGCUUUCCGAUCGAGACUGAGAGGGAGUCGGCGCCUAGUCGGCGCGAGGAGCUCGUCGCCGGCGGCAUCGAUCGGACUCCUGUUGCCGAAUCGACCGACCCGACAGCAAGAUUUUGGGGGUUUCCGUCUUUCUCCCGGAGUCUUGAAUCGCCGCGCGAGAAUCUGCUGCCCCUCCGAGGAACAUAUUACACAAAGGGGAAUGGAUAGUGGUAAUCAGGGGGGUAGAGAAGGAGAUGGCUGCGAGCCGGCGCUGCAGAAACAGGAAUGGACGAGAACGCAGGACGUGCUCAAGAGCAGGCUCAUCCUUGAAGAUGAGUUUGAGUGGUCUUUACCCUGUGCUAACUCGAAUUCAGAUCAGAGUGAUGCCAGGGGCAAACUGAAGUAUGUAGGUGGGGUUGACAUUAGCUUCCUGAAAGAAGACCCUUCCACGGCAUGUGCUGCGGUGGUGGUUUUAGAUGCUAAUACUUUGGAAAUUGUCCAUGAGGAAUUUGAUCUUGUUCGAAUGCAAGUGCCUUAUAUUCCUGGGUUUCUUGCUUUCAGAGAGGCUCCCAUUCUUUUAGGAGUCUUGGAGAAAAUGAAGACCAAUGCUCAUCAUUUCUACCCCCAGUUACUCAUGGUUGAUGGAAAUGGAUUACUCCAUCCACGAGGUUUUGGUUUAGCAUGUCAUCUCGGUGUCCUUGCAGACAUGCCGACCAUCGGAGUUGGAAAAAAUCUGCACCAUGUAGAUGGCCUUAACCAGUCUGAAAUCAGAAGAAAACUAGAAGCAAAAGAAAACUGCAAUAAGGAAUUUAUUCCAUUGACUGGACAAUCUGGGAUGACAUGGGGAGCGGCAAUGCGUUCCUGCCCUGGUUCAUCGAAGCCAAUCUACAUAUCAAUUGGCCAUCGCAUUUCGCUCGACUCUGCCAUUGGGAUAGUGAAGUACUGCUCUAAAUAUCGUGUUCCAGAGCCCACACGCCAGGCUGAUAUAAGAUCGAAGGUGUUCCUCCAAAAGCAUGAAAAUUUACAGCAGUAACCUUCUCACCUUGCGUGCUAAGUUGAAAUUUGAGAAACAAACAAACAAGUGAGGCAUUGCAACCUGAAGUAACUCCUGUACAGCUCCCUCUAAUUGUACUGCAUUGCAUUUUUUUUUCCCAGGUCACCAUCAUCUGUAAAUGGGCUGUGAUGUCCUGUUUAGCCAAUCUGAAUAUGUUCAUUUGUAUAGCUGUACAAAUGAACAUAAAAAGGGAAAAGGGAAAGUAGCCUGGAAAGUAGCCUUUCCCUUUUCCCUUUUUAUUUUUUGAAGGGUACUACGGCAGGCAAAAGCGAUCCUGCACAAAGACUGAUAUAUCUUGUUGUACAAUGAAGCCACACAAUGGGAAGGCAUUGUUCUGCUGUAAAAUUACAGCAUAUAUCCUC